Molecule: messenger RNA, 3621 nt
Organism: Tribolium madens (black flour beetle)
Lineage: Eukaryota; Metazoa; Arthropoda; Insecta; Coleoptera; Tenebrionidae
Product: transferrin-like
Exons: 12
Coding region: 110-2275 (721 amino acids)
Biological process (GO): iron ion transport
Cellular component (GO): early endosome; plasma membrane; recycling endosome
Source: RefSeq, a predicted model, not a curated record
UACCUUCUCAGUUUCAGCAGAUCUUGCAUUGCAUCGUUUUCACAUAAAAAUGAAUAAUAUAGGUGAUAACAAGAUAAGAUAACAUUAAACAGUUUAGUAAUAGACGACAAUGUGGUCACUUAAUAUAACAUUACUUUUGCUUCUUAUUAUUUUUAGCACCUCGUGUUCUAGUCAAGAAAUUAACAAAAAAAUAUGUUCGACAACGCCUGAUAGUAGUUCUUGUCAACAAAUAGCUAGAGAUUUGGAAGUUGCAUGUAAUUACAAUAAACAUAGCGUUGACUGUCUUUUAAAUAUACAAAGCAACAAAACCCACCUCGGCAAAAUCACGGGUGAUGAGGCUUUGCUAGGAGCCGGAGCUGAUCUUUUGUCUGAAGAUGUAGUUGUUUUGGGAAAAAUUACAAGUCAUCACCCAUCUUCAGAAACAGUUGUCAUUAUUAAAAGCGACGUUGCUCCCAAUAUUGCGAGUUUGGAAGGCAAAAGUUUAUGUCAUCCAGGAUAUAAGCACGAUUCGAGUUUCUCUCAUUCUAUGCUACAAGAGUUAGAAAACAAAAUUAUUGAAAUAAACCCUCCCGAAUGUCGUGAUGAUGUCACAUUGCUGGAAAGACACAUAAAAAAGCUCAGUGAAUUUUUUGGGGCCUCAUGUAGACCCGGACCAUGGACACAGAAUGAUGAAUUUGAUAAAACUUUGAAGACAAAAUAUCCUUCUUUGUGCAAGCUUUGCACCACCGAAACUUGUGAGGAAAAUUAUUCACAACCCUUUAAUGAUUCGCUCAAGUGCUUACUCAAAAAAAAUGCAGAUGUAGCGGUUUCAACUUUACAAGAAGCACAACUAUUUUUUGCAAACAGUGAUAACUCCAACAAGUACAAAUAUUUAUGCAAAGAUGGUAGUGUUAGGUCAUCUGACUCACAUUGUACUUGGACGAAAAAACUUCCUGAUCUUAUAGUUGCAAACAGGCUUUUGGCUGGUGAAAUGAAAAAAUAUCUACAAAAUAAUUUAGGAUCCCACAUAACUUAUAACUUAACUCAAGCAAAUACGUUUAAAAGCAAUUUCGAAGAAGAUUUAGUGGUGUUACUUGAGCUUCAGUAUGGUCGAAAAAUAACAUUUUUAGAAAAUAACGGAUUUUUAAGUCUGAAAAAUUAUGUUAACGAUUUCACCACAGUUCCUGAUGCUAAAACAUUCAAACAAUGUGAUCGUACUUUAAAAUGGUGCACCUUCUCCAAUGUGGAAACAGAAAAAUGUAAAUGGUUAUCGCAAGCUGCUGUCAAUUGGGGAAUACAGCCAGUUGUUGAAUGUAUUAGGAGUGAUGGAGACGACGAAUUGUCAUGUUUAGAUGACAUUAAAAAGGGGGAUGCUGACAUCGUCGUUGCUUCCUCUGAUUACGCUUACAUAUCUUUAAAGAAAGGACUGACAAGUGUAGCGUUUCCAGAAACAGACACAAGGAAUUUAUCACAAAUAUUUAUUGUUAAAAGAGUAGACGAUGCAUCAAUCAAGUCUUUUAGUGACUUGAAAGGAAAAUCUGCUUGUAUUCCACAAUUUGGAGGAAAAGAACACUUGGCUUUAAUUGAUACUACACGAAGACUUGGAAUAACCGACAAGACAGAGUGCGAUUAUGGCCAAGUAUUAAAUAAUUUUAUUGGGGACUCUUGUGUCCCUGGAGUGCGAUCCUCACUCAUAAAAGAAUCUACAGAAUGCGUUGAUAAGGAUAAAAUGUGUAAGCAAUGCAGAUCCGUAAAUGUAACUAAAACUGCAGAAUAUUGCAACGCUGACGAGAUUAAUGCCUAUUUUGGUAGUCAAGGUUCUGUCAAUUGCCUUUUGAUGAAUUAUGGAGAUUUUGCCGUAGUUUCGAAAAAAAGUGUAUUAAAUGAUACAAAUCUUAGAGCUCUGUGUAAAAAUAACUCUUUAGCAGCAACGAAUGGUUUAGACGUUGACGAUGAUUGUGCAUUGGUUGUACUUGCCAGUAGUGAAGUUGUUUUAAAAAACGAUACCAACAAAAAAAGUGAUAUACAAUUAGCACUGUAUGAAUUCGAAAGGUGGUUUGGUCAAAACCCAAAGAAACCGUUUCACUUGUUCGACAAAUUUGACAAUAAACCAGACCUUUUGUUUUUGGAUUCUACGCCCGGAUUAAACUUUGAAGGAAAUUUGCAUUAUAUUAAGGAAUACAAGGAGUUACUAGAUAAUGUGCUUAAGUGUAACACAAGCGCUGCACCAAAUAUGACAUUUUCGACAUCUUUUAUUAUUAGUUUCUUUUUAUUGACAUUGUGUUUUACUUUUUAAUAAUUGUAACAAUGUACCUAUAACGACUCUAUUUUACAAUUAUGUACUGUUGAGGACGUAGAAAACUAAGACACUGACAAAUCCAAAAUUUUGUCGUAAAAUAUACCCUGAAAUUGCAGAUUCUAAAAUGUUAUUUAAAUAAUAGGUACGAGUAGAGUUACUCCCAAAUAAUGAACUUAAAUUAUGUAGACAGAAAUUAUUAAUAUUUUAUUGCAACACUAUCCGAAUCUGCAAAAUUGAAUUAAAUUGAACCUAUAAGUACACUUUACAAAUUUUUAAAAUAGCAAAUGGAAUGUCUUAGUUUUUAAGGACCGCAACUGUUCUCAUAUCAUUUUUGAUAACGACUAAUUAUAGCUACUGAACUACAUGAACAUAUUUACCUAUUAAAAUUAACAUAAAAUUAUGUACGUACUUAAAUAAAUAAAAUUCAUUAUAUUAAAUUACGUACUUAAUAUAAUGUUAAGUACAGCGUGAUCAUUUAGGACUGUUUAAGUUGGCAAAAGAUUUGAUAGUAUUUUUGUUAAUAAUUUGUAACAUUGCAACCGAAUACCGUUUUGUUUUACAAAUACUUGACGUACACCCCCUCAAGAUUAUUAAAUUUUUGUUAAUCCCUUUAAAAAUUAAAGUCAGGAUUGUCAACACAUUCAUUCAUUCUUGAUCACUUUGAUAUUGAUACUUUUUAAUAACAUUAGGAAAUUUGAAUUUUAAUAAGGAAAAAAUGUGUAAUUUAAACUUUAAGUGUGUACCACGGCGCACAAGAAAAGGGACAUCAGUUUUUUGACACUUUUUCAAAAUUUGUAGAGCAGGCAAAUUCAAAACCAUCAAUCAAUGUAAAGUUGCAAUUAAUUACAAGGAUUCUUUAGGUAAGAAUACAUUUAUUAAUGUCAACAGAAUGACUCCCAUUUUUUUGUCCGUAAUGGUACAUUUAGUUAUCUAAUUUAAAAUGACCUAUGACAGGGUGUCAAAGUAAUAAUUAGAAAACGUGUUUUCUUGUUAUCGAGUUUAAAGUGUAGCAUUUGUUUUGAACGUUUAGAGAAUAAAUAUUUUGCCUCAAAAAUGUGUUUUCAAAUUCAAUCCACUUUGUGAGAUUUUAAUGAAAACGGAAACAGAAAACGUGGUAAAGCAAACGAACUUUAAAACCAUAAUCUUAUCUUAGGCUAACUUAAUGUCUUUAAAUGGCAAAAGAGGUGAAACUGAGUUUUUCGAAGCUAUUUUUUCUGAAUUCAAAAAUAUAUAUCUUAUUUUUCAUCAGAAAUUAUGACAUCUAAUAGGAUUUUAGUGAGGUUAAUUACAAAGGAUAAGUGUAAAAAUUUAAUCGAGACAACUGGAAUACAUUUUAGAGUACA